AAAAAAACACAGAUGCGAUGCUAACCUAUGUCGGUUGUACAGUGCGCUACUACAAUCGGCAACAACAAAACGAAAAUAGUCGGCAAAUAAGCGGACGAGUGUGUUUAUGCUCUCGAAAAAUAAAGCCCCCAUCCAAAUCCGAGUGAAAAGUGAGUGCCGAUCCCUGCCCCAGUGCAAUAUAGGGCGUUCGAAUUGUGCCGUCAAGUCGCAAACCCAAAGGCAAGCGAAAAAAGGAAAGGUGAAAAACGAGGACGCGCGGCGCUUGUGUAUGGUGAUGCUCCACUGAGCCGAGAAGUCCAGUCAUGGAGUCGAUUGUCCUGCACUCGGAUGUGGCGCGCCUGGUUCUGGGCUAUCUGGUCAACCAGAAUCUGAAGAGGGCGGCCCACACCCUGUGUCGCACAUCGCCCCAUUUGCACCACGAGUUCCUGGCCCUCAAGCAGGGCCUCCAGACACACAACUUUCUCAACGGCGGCCUGGAGGACAUCAUCUGCGAGCAUGUUAAGAUUACAGGAUUGGUGGCCGAAGCCGUGAAAAAGCUGCCCCUAGAUACGCGCCUGCAACUGCAGCAGCUUAAACUGUCCGAACGGGUCAGCGAACUGAUAGCCAGUGGCGAGAGGAGCAGCUGCACGAAUGGGAGCAGCACCCCAGGCGAGCCCAGCAUAUCGCAGUCGCAUCGCAAGAGGAGGCGCUUACGCACCCAGUCGCCCGUGAACAGCAUGUCCUCGCCCUCGUUCAGCAAGCGGCCUCGCCUGCUUCCGCCGCACUUCUACUGCAGUGUCAACCGCGAUAAGAUCAGGCAGAGCUUUUUGGCCAGCAAUGAGGGCCAGGAGGCGGAGCUGCAGGAGGAGGACGAGGAGAGCACAACGGCUACCGAGGACUUGGAGGAGGAAGAGCUGCCUCCGGUAAACGGUCCUGGGCCGCGUAACAAUUCCACGCCGCGCCAGGGUCAUGUCGAGGCUGAUCCCCUCGUGCUUACGCCGCAAAGCAUGCCGGAACUGGCUAGUGCGAUAAUUAAGAACCAGGACUUUCAGGCGACUCUUGUGAAAAACAUAAACGUAGCGUUGCAGACGGUGACCUUGAACAAUCCGUCAGUCAGCUGUGACGCCAUGCUGGACGGUCUGGUGAAAAACAUACUGGAAGCCACUGAGAAGGAUCCUUCAUUCGAUCGCAUCAUCCAGGAGGUGGUGACCGGUGAUGAGGCUACCGCAAAUGAGGAAGCGCCCGGUGUGUCGGCUGCCAGUGCUGCUGCUUGCGCUGCUGUCAAUUCCGCUGCCGGUGAGCAAGUGCCUCCGGCAGAACAGACGGUGGACCCUGUGCCACCGCAAACGCCACUCAUCAUUCGCACUGCUGUGGCCGCCACCGCUGGCACCAAUGCGGACCCCAACUUCUCCAUCUCCAAGCUGAUUGUACUGAACUCCAACGAGAGUGUCCAAAAAAUGGUGGCCGGCAUGGACACGUCCAAUGUGAGUUUCACUAGCGACGGCCUCAAUCUCAACUUUGCCGAUCCGGCGUCCAUGCUCUCCGAUGUGGAGGCGGCUGCUGCCGGCCAAGUGUGUGUGGACGCCACCACCGGGCAGCUGACGUUCCCCAUGUACCUCUCCAACGGCGGACUGCUGUCGCACCUUCCAUUUCUGGUGAACAAUGAAUGGGUGGCCCAGCAAUUGGGUCCGGAUGCCUUCGCCAACGUGGAUGACUCGCACAUAGAGAUCUCCCUGCCUGAGCCGAUAACUCUGUCAGCCAAUCAGCUACCCCCCAAUUCCAUUAUCAUCAACAGUGCUCAGAAACAACCACCGCCUCCUAGCUUAGAACCGCCCGUGCAGUUGAUAAAAGAGGCGGUAAAAGAGGAGAAUAAGACGGCCAAGGAGGCGGGAGCAAAAGACCAACCAGAGGAGCAACUCGAAGAGGAGCAGCGGAAGCCGCCACCAGCUUCUUUGGACUCCUCGCGCCAGGUCAUGGAAAGAGUGACUCCCUCCACGGCGGGGAUAAUCAAUGUAAAGGCCUUUCGUAGCUUAUCCACUCCCCGAAAGCGAACCUCGCAUGUACGAACUUUAACUUUCUCCCCUAAGGUUCCUUCUGGUGGCGUCCUGCACCCCAAUACGCCGCUCUCCACAAGGCGACCUGGUUUGCUGGCCAAAGCCAAGGAGAAGCCUAUUAUCAACCAUGUGGAGAUCAUCCAGGCAGCCACCGAUUUAAGCUCGUACGAGGGACUGGGCGGUGUGCCUCCGCUGUUCGCCAUGGAGGAGUGUAGCAACCAGACGGUGAUCAGGGCCAAUCCUCCAGCUGCACCAACAUCAGCUCCGGGACCGCCGAUGGCAGCCACGCCCAAAAGAAAACAGAAACGCCAGGCGGCGGUUAAGGCGUGCAAACGGAUAAUCUCCCAAGCGGAAACGGAGUCCAAGCCGGAAAAGGUUCAAGAGAAUGUUGUGGCCAGGAACAGCUCCGCCUGCAGCGCAUCGUCUUCCGCUCACGAUGACAGCGCCGAGGCCAGCAAAGAGAAUCUCCAGGAGCAGCAGAAAGUGGAGAGAAAGCAAGAGGGAGGCUCCUCCGCCAGAGAAACAGUUGUCGAUAACGACAUGGCCGCCUGGCAGCGCCAGUUGCAUGGCUCUAACUCUGACCUAGAGAAUAGGUUGCGCGAAAUCAACUCCAAACGCGAAGAGGUGAAGACCACCAGUCGGGCGAGGCGUCCGAAGAAAAAAGAUACUCCUACUUCAGCUUCCUCGAGAGCACGAAAAGCAUCCAUGGCCAGGACUAAGGCGGAGUCCAAGAACCAGGUGAAAAAAGUGGUGCGCAGCGUUGGUGAUCCCACAGAGAAGAUCAACAUCAAGAUCAUCACUCCGCAGAAACCCAAGGCUCUGAAAAAGAAGAAAGUUUUGGAGACCAAAGAUGAAGACAUAGACGAGACCAUAGAUGAAACCAUAGAGGAAACCCAAGUGGAGGUCGAGGAAAAGGAUAUAAAAAUGGAGCGGGCGAUGGCACUAUUACAGAUAGUUCGGGACAACAUGGCCGUGUUGCUGGAUACGCCUUUCAAGGCAUCUCCCAAAGGUGCCGGAGCCGGAGUCAGUAAUGUAGCGCAAGAUGACGCCACAUCGAAGGAAGCCGGUGCCUCUGAAUCCGCUGCCAUUCCACCCACUCCAGGGAUGGCUAUUGCACCGCUGGACACGCCAUAUGGCAAGUUGCCCAGCAGCAGCUUUCUAUUUGGCUCAGAUACCAAAAGCAUUAUGGAUACGCCCCAGUUGAGCGCCAUUACGCCCGGAUUUCGCUUGACACCCUUUGGCCAGAUGCCUGGUACUCCCGUGGGUAGCGCCGCCAAGACUGAAUACUCUUCAGGCAGCUCCUACUAUCGUCCCGACGAGGCGGAGCACACGGAUGCAAAUGCGCAGUGCGCAAUACAGCAAUGGGAAGAUAUCCAGGAGAAAGAUCAACCAAUGGAUGGUUCCACGGAGAGGGAAAAGAAGGAGGCAGCUGAGGAAGAGCUUGUGGAGAAGAAAGAGCGCUCUAUGAAGGAGAAGGAAAAGCCGGCAGGACAGAGGAAAGAAAAUCGUAAUAAGCAGAAGGAGCAUCCUGAGGACAGCAAACUGACGCCUAGAAGACCAGAAAAGCCGAAAGAAGAGCAUGAGCAGGAAAAACAGAUCGAGGCUGUGCAAAAGGAAACGUCUUCGGAGAAAACUCCGGAGGUUGUGAAGCAACCAGUUGUCCUGUCCUUGGAGCCCACUGUACUGCGACGCGUUCGUUCCUUUGGCAGCGAGGCUGUUGACAGUGCGGAAUCCGCUGCAGCUGGCUCAUUUCCUUUAGAUCAGCAGCAACUGCCGCACUACAAACUACUGCCCGGUCUGCCCGAGGCCAUCAUCGAGGGAUCCAGCAAUUCCAGCUCUUCGGUGACCAGUUCUUCGUCCUCGUCCAGCUCGAGCUCCAGUUCAUCCAGUAGUUCGUCGCCCAGUUCCUCUUCAUCCCAGAGUUCUCACAGCGGAAAGGCGGAGAGCGAUAAGGAAGAACCUGAGGACGAAGAUGUCGAUGUCGAGAAUGGCACCAAGAAAGAGGAGAUGCUGCUCAACAUUGACAACCUAUCGAAUAUAAGCAGCACGGAGGACGAGGAGUGGCUUAAGGCAGCCGGCUCGCAAGAUGCAGUGCUGCCCAUGCUCGCCAUUGACAGUCAGCCGGGUCAACUAGUUAGCCAGGAUGGCGAGGUUCGCUAUCCCAUCCGAAACUGGCUCACACCGAGCAAGGAGCAGGCCCAGGAUCAGGCUGAUACCAGUGGGGAGUCGCGAACCCUUCCCCCGCCUCCUGAAACCAUGGCCGCACGAUUAGGUGUUGCUGCUAAGCCACCGCCACUUCCUGAUGUUCCGCCAGCUGCUGCUGCUCCUCCUCCACCUCCGCCAGCUGCUGCUGCUCCCUCUCCCCCUCCGCCAGAUGCAGCAGAUCCUUUGCCCGCUCCACCAGCACCCUCUGCAAUUCUCCAGGAGCACCAGCGCCAGCAGCUCCACGAGAAGCGCCAACGCGUCAUGGCCAAGUUCAAAGAGCAAGCCCAACCACCCAGGACGCAGAGCAAAAAGACUGCCACCAAGAAGCUCACUGCCAUGCGCGAAACUGCCAAGUUGGCCAAUCCCGGCAUCCAGAAGUCGCCGAAGAAGCGGGAGCAUGUGGAGCCGCUUAAAACCAAGGCGGCCAGAAAGCUGAUAAAACCGGUUCAGAAAACCACAGAGGCCGCAGCACCCGAUCCGCAAGUUGCGGGACCCAAAGAUCUGCCAGCUGUGGCUCCCAAAGAUCCGCCAGCUGGGGCUCCAAAAGAUCCGACAAUCGAUCCACCGGCCAGCAAACUGGAUCCUGCCCUUCUCAUGGCCCUCAAUCUUUCAGCCAAGAAGCAAGAGCCAUCAACGGCUGCCAAUAGACCCAAAGCCACUCGCGCAGCGGUCGAAAUUGCGGCACAGCCUGCGCCGGGAAAACGUGGACGCCCCAAGAGGAAUGCAAACGCAGAACCACCCAAGAUCUGUAUGCGCCGAUCGUCGCGACUAAUCGACAAUAAAACUCCUGCUCCGGAAGAGGGCCUUAAGUCCAGUGGCGGGGACACAGCCAAGACCAACGCCAAAGCCACUACCAAAAAGCCGGUAAAAAAGCGUGCCGAAGCCAGGCCACCCUCUACCACAACCGCCGGAGCAGCAUUGCCCAUGGUGGUGGAAGCAGAAUCCACCCAGGCUGCACCAGAGCAAAAGCCUCCAAACCUACAGGCGACGGCAGAAGAAACCAAGCCAAACCCACCCCCUCAAUCCGAACCCGAGGACAGCGAUUUCGAGCAGGACAUAUGCCUGAGCAGAAGCCAGGAGCGUUUUACGUUCAACUUCUCCUACGCGGACAACGGACCCAAGUCCAGCAAUCCGAUGAUUCGUCAGCCGUCGAGCUUUUUCAAAAACUACCAGAUGCGCAUGAUGACCGACGACGAGCAGGUGCAUACGUUGCGCAUCGCCAGUCCCCAGGUGAUCAAUCUGAGCCAGCAACUGGCCAGCGUGAUACGCAAUAUACCCAAGAAGCGGAUACGCCGCCUGACCAGCAAUAGUGGAGCAACAGCAAUGGGAGCAAGUGCAAGUGGAAAGGAAGCGGAGGUGAUUGCGGCUGCAGCUGCUGCUGGAGCAAAGCCCUCGGCCACGUCCACGCCGCUGGCGGAGAAGCCGCCGCCCAAGAGUGCGCCGCAGGAUGAAGACGACCUGGAGGUGGCCACCAUCAAUUCAGGUCCUAUCCGAACGAACAGCGGCAGUACAGGAGGCGGUCAGGAAACCCCGGAGAACUCCGCGCAGCAGAAGGAGCCGCAGAACCAGAACCACAGCGUGGAGAUCGAGGACAUCGAGUCGAUACUGUCGCACCUGCACGGCACCUGAUUCCCUCAUCGCGCUAAUGUUAAUACGUACACCUGAAUCCGCGCUCGUUGGCAAUCACAGGAGUACAUCUCUUUUUAAGCUAUCCCUAGUUAUCCCUAUUACGUGUAGAAAAUAUCAACUUUAAAAUGAAUUUAACUAUCAUCAUUUGUAGCCUGUAGCUCAGGCCACCUGCAACCUUGGGCCCCUUGUGUAGGUGUGCCCGGGGAUCGUUAUUAUUAGAGUAUUUAUUUUCGCUGUAAGUUGAGACGGAGCAGCACAACCUGCUCACACAACAUUCACAACAAAUAUCCCAGAAGGAGUCACUAAUUUAUGUUUCAUUACCCACUUUCAUAUAUAUAGAUUAUAUAUUUCUUAUAAAGCGCUGUAUAUUGAUAGCCAGUUGAUUUAUUUGUUAAGAGCCGUUUUUUUUCGUAUUACUAAGGCCCCUCCCGAACAAAAAUUUUUGAUUUGAUUUUGUACUCUGUCGGAUAAAGAGAAUAUAAAGAAAUAACCAAGCCUA
Drosophila biarmipes is the source of this 6366-nucleotide messenger RNA. RefSeq names its product proteoglycan 4 (gene mxc). The record is from RefSeq and is a predicted model, not a curated record. The coding region runs from base 303 to 5867 and encodes 1854 amino acids. Gene Ontology annotation, molecular function: protein binding. NCBI's taxonomy places the organism in Eukaryota, Metazoa, Arthropoda, Insecta, Diptera, Drosophilidae. The transcript has 7 exons.